AUGACUACAGCCACUCAAUGCGGAACUUCGACUGUAAAAUGGAGUGGUGACUCCGGUCCAUAUCAUCUCUUACUUACGCCCACGGAAUUCAAGCAGCAUGGAUACAAUGUAUGGAUUGAAUCGAUACCUGAUGGACAAAACUCCUAUGAUCUGCCGAUACGGCAGCCCGAAGGUAUACAGUACAUGUUGACCGUUUGGGGUGCUUCAGGGAUUCAGUACGCAGCUACGACGGACGUUCUAACUGUUCAGCCGUCAUCGAACCAAAACUCUUCCUGCUUCUUAUCUGACGACGCGAUCCUCAAUUUAUACACGUUCUCAUUCAACCUCACAUCCAACUCUGGAUCAUACCCUCCGCAAUGCUCCAAUAUCAGUCUCACCUGGCCCACAUCUUUAGAAUCAAACGUCACGUCGGAUUGGGUUUCUGACAAUUCAACCACCUCAACAUCAUCCGUUCAAUCAAUUUUACCUAGACAUACACAUCCCUCUUUACUUCCCGCCCGCGGCCUCAACUCGAACUUGGAGAUUGAGGUAUUUGAUGAGAGAGAUGCAAGUUCAUCAGAACAUGGUGGAAACACUACUCAUCCACCUACAAUGUUCGGUGUCAUUCCUUUAGGCAACUCAUUCUCCAUCCCCAUAACAUAUAAUAAAAAAUCUAAAUAUGCCACCUAUCUCCCUGAAUCUUCCCUUUCCGACAAUCCUACCACCUACACUUCUCAGGGUGUGACCCAUCUCAACUGGACGGUAGACCUUGCGAAGGGAACAAAGUUCAUCUUGGUAGCUGGUAUAGGAAGUCAAGAGGAAUGGGCAAGUGGAGGUUCAAGUAGUAUGUUCACCGUUGGACAGGGAAGCACAGGAUGUGUAGGUUCGGAACAAAAUGGAGGAGGGGCACCGAGUGUUACUGCUUCGAAUUCUGAUCCGACCAGUACAUCAGGACAAGAUAAUGAUCCACCACCUUCUUCCUCCAGUUCCGUCACUCGAACAGUCGUAGCUAGCGUCUUAUCCGUGAUUGGUACGCUGAUCAUCGUCGGUGUGAUAUUCAUGUGUCGUCGAGCACGAAAUCGACGUCGUCUGAACGCUACGGCUUUCAUAUCUGGGAACAAGAAGAAUAAAAAUCAAAACCAGAAUGAUCCUGAUCAAUUCAUGACAUUAGGUUCAGGAUCUGGAAGUGAGACUCCUUUGGAUCUAAUUGCUUCUAGGAAUGAUGGAUCUGGACUUGGAUCUGGCAAUCCUCCUAGAUUAUCACCUUUGGUACUUCCCGAUGGACGACCAACCAGUACUGGUGAGAAUGGCGAUCAUUCCGCCACACAUACACUUAUAUCACCCCUGAAUCCAUUUGACGAUCGAAAUUUUAAAAUUCCUUUCUUACCCAAUUCGAAUUCGACCAUGACCGAUACUCGUUCGUCACCUGUUUCGCCCAUCCGAGGAGGAUCAGCGAAUGAUAUGACUCGAAAUCCUUCUCAGGAUGCUUUGUUACCCUUAGUUGGAUUUGAUCAGUCGAGGAAUGAUAAUAUGCCUGUUGGCAACGGGACUUAUCAGUCGACCCAAGGAUCGACAUCUAGUGGUGUAGGUACCGGCACAUACCUUACGUCUAUCUCACGAAAUGGUCGUGGACCUCUGCAACUACAUGAGCAUGAACGUGGACAUGAGGAUGAAGAAGAUACGAUGGAUUUGAAAAGAGAUACAAUAGCUUAUUUGGAUUCUGCCGAUGGCCCAGGAACAGGACCAGGUGGUCCAAGUGAAAUCAGGAAUGGGGCACAGUCAGUUGCAAGCGCUCCUUCUGGAGUUGGUCGGAGGAGACAACCCCGACCACCAAGACAACAGACGGAAGAACGUGAGAUGGAAUUUAGAAUACAUAGAGAUGCAGGUAGAGUGAGAGUGAACCCCGAUGAAAAUGUCGAUGUGAUGGAGUUACCGCCCAGGUAUGAUGAGGUGAACUGGGAAGAAGAAAGGGAGAGGGAGAGGCAGAGGCAGACUAGGUAA
This is a messenger RNA of Kwoniella mangroviensis CBS 8507, 1980 nucleotides long. RefSeq lists its product as uncharacterized. The transcript is spliced from 7 exons. The coding region runs from base 1 to 1980 and encodes 659 amino acids. The record is from RefSeq and is a predicted model, not a curated record. Lineage: Eukaryota; Fungi; Basidiomycota; Tremellomycetes; Tremellales; Cryptococcaceae.